Chara braunii is the source of this 5526-nucleotide messenger RNA. The record is from the annotation of a GenBank genome assembly. NCBI's taxonomy places the organism in Eukaryota, Viridiplantae, Streptophyta, Charophyceae, Charales, Characeae.
AAGUAGAUGGAACAGGUUCUGAUAUUUGUGGGACCUUGUUACUAAUGGUGAGGAGGGUGUGUGAGGGGACUGAGGAUGACAUCGGUUGCGCAAUCAAUGGAAAGGGUCGCGCAGAGGGUUAAUUCUUGGGAUAUCCUUGGUAGUUCAGCCCGGAUAUCUGCCGAGCGUGACAAGCUGGUUUCUUCUGCCAGCGACUUCGUGUCAGAACAAGCUGGUCACUGCGACCCACAAGCCGCAACAUUUGUUCCCUCCGUCUUCACGGCUAUCUAUGAGCUGCUGGUCUCUGUAACCUUCUUCCUGCGGACCCUUGUAAUGUCAGCUUCUCUGCUGAUACUGAAACACGUCGUUGGUGUGUCUUCUCCAUGGGAAGCUGGGAAGGAGGUUGGGAUCGAAAGGCACGAUGAAAGAUCUUUGUCCAUGGGUGCUCAGACAAGUCAGAGAACGGAGGCCAGGGCCGGGAUUGAUCAGGAGGACAGGUGGGGGUUGAAUGUGUUUGAUGAGAUGAAAUCUUCCUCUGGUUCACAUCCCAGGUCGUGGGGGACCAGGAACCCAAAGAUGUUUGCGAGUUCCAGACUGCAGGGUUCUGACUCCACUCACAUGCCAAGAGGGUCCAUAGCCAGACGACCUGGUCCAAGCUUUGGUCCAGCAGGUCUGCGCUCUGCUGCCUCCGCAAUGGAUGCUGCAAAAGGGGAAAUGGGAAGAUUGAAGAGAGGAUGGGGUACACUAGGGACAACUUCAAAUGAGCAUGUACACACACCUCAGCCCAGACAGAGUAGGGGAUGCCUGGUUUACAAGAGACGGGGAGCUACAGCUUCCCAAGUGGUUCCUCCAGGGUCUGUUGUCACGGCUAUUCCUGGACCCGAUUGUGUUCCACGAACGUCAUCAGGCGUUGAUGGUGAGCCUGAUGGAAUAGCUUCUGAUUCUAUAAACGAGGAUAAACCUACUGAUCAGGCUAUGGACGGACAAUUUGAUGGAGAUGUAGAGAGUGAUGCAACAGCAAAUGAAGGGGAGGAGGGGCGAAGAAGGCGAGGAAAAGAAGAGGAGGAAGACAAAGAGUUGGAUUUUGUGCCUGAGGCACUCGAAGAAGAUGACACAGAAUCUGAAAGUGUACCUGGACGGAUGGAGGAUCUCGCUACUGGUUCUGGUGGUGUCCCAUUCAAGGGUCAGAACGUUGAAGGAGGGGCCGAAUGGGACCUCCUAGCAGACGACGAUCUGUUUGUCGCAAAAGAUGGAGAAGAUUUUGACUACUUCAUGCCGAUUUCUGCUGUUCCCCCUCGUCCUUCUCGUACUCUUGCUAAUGGCACAUCUAUAUUUUCAUGCCCUCAUGAUUGCGGGGCAACGCCCCUGAUUGGGAAGCCUCCCUUGAAAGAGAUGGAAAAGCAGAAGCAGCAGCAGCAGCAGCAGGUUUCGGAGGAAGGCAUGGGUCCUCUUGCCACCGUUAUGCCAGGAGAGGGAACGGGUGUUCGCGAGCUAUUACCUAAGAACAAGAUAAUGUCGAUGAAAAACUCAGGAAAGCCGCACACACUGUCAUCGUUAGAUAUUGGAGGAGCAAAGGGCGAUGGAGAUAACAACUUGGUGCCUGCAUCCGGGCAGCUGCAGCGGUUGGAGGAAGCAAUUGAUUACGGUGCAGAUGAUAGUGGCAGCUUGGAACUACGCCUGGCAUCUAGCAGGGUGAUAAAAGAAGAAGAUGACUGGAAAGCAGCAGGCUCAAGAGAGGUGCGUUUCGGCUCGUUGGUCGUCAGCCCAGGAAUGGAAGUGGUGGUUGAUGAAGGGGCAGAGAUUGCUGCUCCCUUUGUGGAAGAAGAAGAAGAAGAUCCUUGUUAUGGGGCCAUCAUGGCAUCUGCUGUCGAUGUCGGAGAACAGGGUGAUGCCGUCGUCCCCAAGGGUUCUUCACCGUCAGAAAAGAGUGUGCAGGUACAGCUUAAUGUAAAUGGAUCAGUUUCUGCCAUGUCUGAUGUGGGGAAAGGAAACGCCAAUAUCGACAUGACUGUUGUAUUGGGUCUGCGGAAAGAGCUAGAGAUCGAACGAAUGGCAGCUGCCAGAGCUGCUGAGCAGGCGAUGAUGAUGAUCAUGAAAUUGCAGACAGAGAAAGCUGCCCUUCUGACAGAAAUGGAACGACUCGCUCGAGAUGCUGAGGCAAGACAAGAAUACGAUGAAAGCAGUCUGGCUCAGCUGAAGACAGUUCCUAAUCCUGAUUAUAUUGAAUAUUCUUUACAAAAGCAUCCAGAUCCCGAAGAGGAAGUUUUGGAAGGAAAAGAAGAGAAAGAGGUAAGUGGAUCAGAUUCUGAGCUAUCCAUUGUGGGGAAAGGGAAUUCCAAUCUCAACCCGACUGUUGUAUUGGAUCUGAGGAAAGAGCUAGAGAUCGAACGAACAGCAGCUGCCAGAGCUGCUGAGGAGGCGAUGAUGAUGAUCAUGAGUUUGCAGAAAGAGAAAACUGCCCUUCUGACGGAAAUGGAACGAAUAGUUCGAGAUGCUGAGGAAAGACAAGAACAUGAUGAAAGCACUCUCGCUCAGCUGAAGAGAGAUGUGACAAAGAAGUUGAAGACCAAUCUGAUACUCGAAAGGAAAAUUGAUGCCUGUGGAAAACGGGGAGGUGGGAGGAAAGUUGCUGGAUCUCUGCAGCGUAAUCACAUUUCCAGUGCUGGAGAAAGCCAAAUUUCACUGAGCGAUGACGAAGCGCGUGCUUGCAGCACGGGUCAUGCAGAAUGGAGUGAGGACGAUACCUUCUCUCGUGAGAACAUGGCUUCAUCUCUUUACUCAGCUGAUAUGGAGUCCUUUCGAUCACUUGGGUCUUCGUUGGCCACUGAUGUAAGGAGAGGAACACUAGCACUGUCCAGCUAUGGGGCCCUUAGUCCGAUGGCUACAAACCCAAUGAGGUCAGGAAGAAGAAACCGGAAUUCGGAGACAAAGAAGCAGGGGUCCACUCCAAGUCCUGUUCAGAGGCGUACGCUGCAAAGAUGUGGCCGACGUAUCGACGAAGAGGAGGAAAUGUACACGGAGGAGCACUUAUCUGAACUUGGGUCUAACUUCCCAAUGGAUGGAGAAACUGAGAGGGAGUGGUAUUGUUCCGAGUAUCUGGUCGAUGACGAGUUCGAUGAGGACUUGGUUGAUGAUGACAAGUUCGACGAGGACUUGGUUGAUGACAAGUUCGACGAGGACUUGGUGGUUGAUGAUGGGUUCAACGAGGACUUGGUUGAUGAAGAGUUUGAAGAGGACUUGGUUGAUGAUGAGUUCAACGAGGACUUGGUUGAUGACGGGUUCGACGAGGACUUGGUUGAUGACGAGUUCGAUCAAGGAUCAUUAGAUGAUUAUGAUGGAGGACGACGGCGCAAAGAGGAAGGGGAGGCAUCUGAAGGAGCAGAAGGAGAAGGAGAGGGAGUAAGAGAUAAUGGCAAUCAACGCUUCAAACGACCAGAAGGACAGGCAGAAGUACGGUUGGAAACGGGGGAGGAAGGUGAACAUGCCAGAAUUAUGAUGGGAAGGGGAGGGAUUGGCAUGCUCAAGGAGGAGGAGGAAGAAGAAGAUGGUGGCCAGGAGGUAGAUAUGGACAAUCAGAAUGGAGAGCAUGGGAAACCAGAAACCACUUGCCCGAGUCGACGAAGAAAGGGUGUGGCCGAAGGGCAUUCAGAGCAUGUUCGUGUCUCGGAGGACAUGAAAGGCAACCAACGAGUAGUACAGAGUGAAUUUGAGAGGAUGUCGAUAGCAGAUGCAUUCAAUGGUCUGUCACAGGCCCAUGCUUCACUGGGUGAUAUGGAAAAACUGACGGAUAGCGAGAACAAUGAAGAGGUGGCAAAGUCCAGGGCGCUGUCCUGCUUGCCGAGAACAUCAGCCAAGGUUAUAUCUCAUCCAAAGGGCCACAGGCAAGCUGUAAGCGAGACACAAUCAGAGUGUUCAAUGGGCUCAAUAAGACAAAGUGGAGGUGUCGCAGGGGUGACAGGGUUGGGGCGCUUAUCAACGAGGCAGAAGAAGAAAUCACCCAAGUUGGGUCUCCAAAGAAGGGGGGAGGUGACUGAAGGUGAUGCUGAUAGCGGCCGGUUCACAGAUGGUGGUAACCGUUGUGGCCAUAAAAGAGGAGGAAUGUUUUCGAAGGAUUCAAGCAUAAGAGGCUUAGUUGCAUCAGGAGUAGAAGGGGGGGGAGAUGGAGAAGCAUGGCACUUAUUGAGGAAGGAAGCAGUGUAUGGUGAGGGUUGCCAAGAUCCAGGUCCAACUGGUGGAAACGAAGCAUUGAGGGGUUUUCGGUCCUAUCAUGAUGGAAUGACUAUAUCCAAGAGCGAGUCGCUGGUUAAGGUGGGGGGCUGUACUCUAUCCCAUAGCAGCACAUGCAAGACCAGUGAAGUGAGCACUAACUAUGGUGAUAAUUUUGAUGACAGAGCGACUUUGUACACAAGCACGGGCACAGAUGAGGACUCCAGGGAUGAUCAGACACUCCCAGAGUGGGCGAGGGCAAUGGUUCUCUUUACUGGAGAAGGAGAAACAGCCAAAGCGCAACUGUUUGGUUGUGGAUCUGGCAUUAAGAUUGCCGCAACAGCCUUGUCCAGCACUCCUAGCAGUGCUAGCGAUUUAGAGAAUCAUAAUGAUGAAUUGGAUGUGGUUAGCGACGAAGCUGAUUUCCAUCAUGGUAGCAAGUCCGACGCAUGGUAUCCCCGUGGAAAAGGACAAACAGUUUAUCAUCAUGAUCAUGACAGGGUGCACACUCCAGAGGAGUCAGAUAAUUCUCUGAUGAAACAGGGUUGGUACGCUUGCCCGAAACCAAGGAAGAGUAAUGCCCACUCUGUCUUGGCAACAGAAGAAGAAGAGGAAGAUGCCUUGCUUGGUGAAUCUGACAGCAUGGAGCUGGGAACACGCAUGGGAAAACUUGGCUUCCCACGAGGUGGACGCGUUGAUUACAAGUCAGAGGGAAGCUCGUACUCAGCCUGGGAACAACCAGUCUACUCCUCUAAGUCUAAUACGACUUACAGAGGGAAGAAGCCCAAAGUGUACCCCAGUGAUGAAGAAGCAGACCUGCAUCAUGGGCGAACUGGUUAUCACCCGUACAGAGGAACUUAUGAUAGGGGGUAAACGCGGUCAUCACAGGAUUUGACAGCCUUUCGGAUUCAGAACCUACCUGACGAGCAUGGACUAGAAGAUGACCCAGAACAUCAUCCAGAACCUCAGCUACUUGUAGAAGCAGCAUCACCUCUAGCAGCAUAUGAUAUGGACGAGCACACAACAUAAACGACUGAACAGGAUGCACCAGUCGGGGUACCAACUGGGCAGGUACCAGGGCCUGAAGGUGGCAAAAGGAGGAGGCUGAGGGGGAAGACUAGGGCAACAGGCAUUCACAUGCGGCAGUGCUUGAGAAGUGCAUGCAUGCAAGUCAGCGCCGAGGGGGAAGCAGCAUAGCGGUAGCUCGUGGCGUGCACUGGCCAUAGCUGGUGAAGGCAGCGCAGCACAGAAGAGGCUGGUGGGGAAGAGGGGAGAGAUCUCGGGAGAGGAGGAGGCUGCGGGGACAAGCGGAUACUUACCUGAUAAACGGGAGGAGAACAC